GGAAGACAAUUUUUGGGUUUCCAAUACCUGCCACCAAACUGCAGAGCUAGGUAAGGUAUUACCAUCUCUUCUAUGACAGACGAAUAAAACACAUGUAACUACUUGGAGGAAACUUAAGUCUGAGUCUCAAGACCCACAACACCACCUGCAAUUGCAAAUUUGCAACCGUGCAAGACCCAACAUGGGAGGGGAAGCAAUCUGACUGUGAAGGGGUUGUCUCGUCGACGUCGCCGGUGAAAGAUCCAGUCCACUUAACGAGUCACCACCAUCAACACCAAAGCUCCACCCUCUGGUAAUGCUCGAUUUUGAGGAAAAUCAGAAUAUAUAUAUUUCCUUUCAAGAACAGAAGGAAGAAGGGCAGUAGAGGUACACAAUCACUAAUGGCUCCUGAAUUGGAAGGUUUCGACCUCACAGGACCGAAACAGCUCGCUGUUGUUGACUGGAGAAAUAAUCAUCACUGCCGGGCAGUUGCUGCCAGCCUGGUUCAGGGAGCAUACAAUUCAAAACGUAAUCCCCAGAAAUCCCAAGAUCCCAAAGUUCAGCGUUCCCGUUGGUGGUCCUUCUUUCAUUUUGAGGUAAAACGUGUGCUCAUAGAUGAUAAAGAUUCAUCCAUCUACGGUGUCGUUUAUGAAUUUAAGCACACAAACCCCAACAAUUUGCCAGAAUGCGCCCCAAAGUGUGUGAUUGCCUUUCGUGGAACAAUCCUCAAAUCUAGAUCCGCAAAACAGGAUAUGAAGUUGAAUAUCAAGCUCUUGACUGCUGAACUUCACAAGGACAACUCUCGCUUUAAACCCGCGCUGGACGCUGUCAAAGAAGUUGUUCAAGAAGCUGAGCCUGCAAAUAUUUGGUUAGCAGGACAUUCCCUGGGGUCGGCCAUUGCAAUGCUGGUUGGAAAAUCCAUGGCCCAGGAGAAGUAUCUCAAAACUUUCCUUUUCAAUCCGCCUUUCUUGAGGUCUUCUCAAAGAAUAUCAACAGUCCACGUUUGGAGAAUGUAAUCUGCUCAACAAAGAAUGUUUUCAAAGCUGGGAUCUCUUUUGUUGGGGGUGGUCAUUCGUGGCAGGAACGACAUCACCAAUUUAAUAAAUUGUCUCCUUGGAUCCCCAACCUGUUUGUGAACAAAGACGAUCCUUUUUGCUCAGGGUAUAUAGACCAUUUUGGAAAUAGGAAGAUCGAAUCUGAGAUACGUUCAAUAAGGAGUGCAUUAAGAGCUGCAGUUGGGAUAGAUUCACAACUACCCGUACAUCUACUUCCAAAAGCAUAUCUAACUAUUAGCGAGAACUCAUCCUCAUCCGAUGUUUUGGAAGCUCAUGGACUAAAACAAUGGUGGUACCAAAUGUCUAUAGGGCCGGGCUUUGCAAGUUCAUCAAUGAAGGUAUCAAUAGGUGAUACCAAACUCGUGGGUGAACCCUGAGCACACUCCAUGAGUAUUGAUGGAGUAAUCGGUAACAGAUGCCAAGUGAAAGGGUGCAACCUUUUACCCAGUCUAUUCAGGAUGUUGUGAUCUUUGAUUUUUUCGUCUCAGAUAUAAAUUUAGUUCUUCUUAUGGUAUGUGAACUCCUGAUUAGUGCAAUUUCAAACAUUUUACUUUUCCUGCAAUUGUCUUACCUUUGGUUUUAGGCAUGUAUACCUUGUUGGAAAAUGUUUCAAAUUCCUAAUUGCUAGAUGUUGGUA
Vitis riparia (riverbank grape) is the source of this 1671-nucleotide messenger RNA. Its product is annotated as GDSL esterase/lipase At4g10955-like. The transcript is spliced from 4 exons. The coding region runs from base 381 to 995 and encodes 204 amino acids. NCBI's taxonomy places the organism in Eukaryota, Viridiplantae, Streptophyta, Magnoliopsida, Vitales, Vitaceae. Gene Ontology annotation, biological process: lipid metabolic process. The record is from RefSeq and is a predicted model, not a curated record.